Messenger RNA from Eremomyces bilateralis CBS 781.70, 816 nucleotides. Its product is annotated as glucosamine-6-phosphate isomerase. Gene Ontology annotation, molecular function: glucosamine-6-phosphate deaminase activity; identical protein binding. Gene Ontology annotation, cellular component: cytoplasm. Gene Ontology annotation, biological process: N-acetylneuraminate catabolic process; D-glucosamine catabolic process; carbohydrate metabolic process. The transcript has 5 exons. The record is from RefSeq and is a predicted model, not a curated record. The annotation marks the transcript as partial. Lineage: Eukaryota; Fungi; Ascomycota; Dothideomycetes; Eremomycetales; Eremomycetaceae.
AGGGUCAUCAUUCGCCAAGAACCAGAGGCUGCCUCCAAGUACAUCGCUGAAUAUGUCGUUGAUCGGAUCAAGUCAUUCGCCCCGAGACCUGGGCAGCCAUUCGUCCUAGGCCUACCGACUGGCAGCUCGCCAGUCCUGGUUUACCGCCAUCUCGUCCGCAAGCACAAGGCCGGCGAGAUUUCGUUCAAGAACGUGGUCACCUUCAACAUGGACGAGUAUGUCGGCCUUCCGCCCUCCCAUCCGUCGUCGUACCAUUCGUUCAUGUGGGAGCACCUCUUCUCGCAUGUCGAUAUAUCCCCUUCCAACGUCAACCUCCUCAAUGGGAUGGCGGAGGACUUGGAAGAGGAGUGCGAGCGGUAUGAGGCGAAGAUCCGUGAAUAUGGCGGCAUCGAGCUUUUCUUGGGCGGAAUCGGCCCGGAUGGACACAUUGCUUUUAAUGAGCCGGGGAGUAGUCUCCAGAGCAGAACGAGGGUCAAGACGCUGGCCUACGAUACAGUCCUCGCCAACAAGCGAUUUUUUGGCGAUGACGUCUCGCAGGUGCCGAAUAUGGCGCUGACUGUUGGCGUACAAACCGUCAUGGAUGCGCGAGAAGUUGUCAUCAUAAUCAUCGGAGCGCACAAAGCACUCGCACUACAGAAAUGCAUAGAGGAGGGCACGAACCACAUGUGGACCUUAUCCAGCCUCCAAUUGCAUCCACAUCCGUUGAUCGUGGUGGACGAAGAUGCGACCCUUGAGCUCAAGGUGAAGACCGUCAAGUACUUCAAGUCCAUCGAAACCGUCGCUAAAUCAUGUGGAAUGGGCCAAAAAAUGCCAAAA